AGUACCCAAAGUAGCAUGUGGAUUAUAAUCUUAUUUGUCUUGGUUACUCAAGGUACUACCCUUGGUGAAGAAUGUCGAAAAAGGGAUUACGGCAACGGUGGACAUGUCUGUGUUUGUACUUCAAAGCACUGUGACACUGUUUCAUAUCCAGAGAGAGUAGAACAACCUGAAUUUCUCAUUUACACCUCCAACAAAGCAGGCUUAAGAUUUCACAAGUCGAGUGGUACUUUCACUAAAACAAGUCAAGUGUUUGAUAAUCAAAUUCUUAUUAACGCCAAUGAAAAGUACCAAACUUUGUUAGGAUGGGGUGGAGCCUUUACUGACGCUACUGGAAUAAAUAUCGAUUCAUUAGAUGAGGACGCCCAAACAAAACUUCUAGAAACGUACUUUUCCGAAGAUGGUAUAGAGUAUAGUUUAUGUAGAGUCCCGAUUGGAGGUACUGACUUUUCUGAACGCGGCUAUUCCUACGCUGAUGGACGUACUGAUGAAAAAUUGGCACACUUCCGGUUGGCUCCAGAAGAUUUUCAAUACAAAAUUCCAUUUAUCAAAAAAGCUCAAGAUAUAAGCAAGGGCAAAUUACAACUUUUCGCUUCGGCCUGGACUGCACCGAAAUGGAUGAAAACAAAUGGGGAAUAUGCCGGAUUUGGUUUUUUAAAAGAUAAUAUGUUUCAAGCGUGGGCUAACUAUUUUAUCAAAUUUUUGGAAAAUUAUAAAUCGCAGGGGAUACAAUUUUGGGGGUUGACAACAGGAAAUGAACCAAGUUUAGGCAUUACACCCUUCAGCAAAAUUAAUUCUGUCGGAUGGACACCUGUAAUGAUGUCACAUUGGAUCAGAAAUAAUUUAGGACCAACAAUUCGAAAUUCAAGUUUCGCCGACAUCAAACUCAUCACUCUCGACGACCAAAGAUUUUUUCUUCCCUGGUUUACUAAUAUUGUUUUUAGAAACAAAGCUACCAAAAAUUACAUCGACGGCAUUGCUGUCCACUGGUAUUAUGACAGCGUAUUUCCCGCAAGUUUAUUAAAACAAACGCAUGAUAAUUUCCCUGAAAAAUUUUUGUUGGCUACCGAAGCUUGCCGAGGUGAAAAAUUAAGUGAGAAAGACGUCAGUUUAGGAUCGUGGGAACGUGGAGAAAGCUAUGCUUUUGACAUUAUUGAGGAUGUUACGAACUGGGUCAGUGGUUGGGUCGACUGGAAUAUGGCCCUGGAUUUGAAAGGCGGACCAACAUAUAUUAAAAAUUACGUAGAUUCGCCAAUCAUUGUUAAUUCUACAGCCGGUGAAUUUUACAAACAACCCAUGUUUUAUAGUUUAGGGCAUUUCUCAAAAUUUGUCCCAAAAGAGUCUAUACGAAUUGGAUCGACUGGUUUUGAUGAUCAUAUUCCAGUUGCAGCGUUCCAAAGACCGGAUCACUGUAUUGUCGUAGUAAUUUUAAACAAGAAAGACCACGUAGUGCCAGUCACGUUAGUCGACGAUUCUAAAGGUAGUGUCCAAAUAGAACUCAGUAAAAAGUCGAUAACGACUGUUUUGUAUUGGUAAUUGCUUUGUACAAAUUUGUUUUAAUAAAAAGUUUAAAAACGCAA
Tribolium madens (black flour beetle) is the source of this 1577-nucleotide messenger RNA. Its product is annotated as putative glucosylceramidase 4. The transcript is spliced from 8 exons. Lineage: Eukaryota; Metazoa; Arthropoda; Insecta; Coleoptera; Tenebrionidae. Gene Ontology annotation, molecular function: glucosylceramidase activity. Gene Ontology annotation, biological process: glucosylceramide catabolic process. The coding region runs from base 16 to 1533 and encodes 505 amino acids. The record is from RefSeq and is a predicted model, not a curated record.